AUGCUAAGGCUCAAUCCCAUCAUCCAUCCGGAUCACAAGAAUAAACGUUUCCGUUUCGAGCCCUUCCUACGAAAAGAAUUCAACUUUGGCCUUGAUCCUGAUAGACCGGUAUGUCAGUUCUUUAACCCAAACCAGCCAGACUCUUGCCCUAAUGGACCCUACUGUCCAAACAAACAUGUAGCUGCCAUGUACAACAAUAAGAUUGUUUGUAAGCAUUGGCUACGUGGCUUGUGUAAAAAGAAUGAUCACUGUGAGUUUUUGCAUGAAUACAACUUGCGUAAGAUGCCCGAAUGCUUGUUCUACUCGAAAAAUGGCUAUUGUACUCAAACUCCUGAGUGCUUGUAUCUCCAUAUUGACCCUCAGCUGAAAAUCCCUGAGUGCUCGCAGUACGAGCGCGGAUUUUGCCCAGAGGGUAAGGAUUGUCCAAACCGUCAUAUUCGGAAGAUCAUGUGUCCUAUGUUCCUAACAGGAUUCUGUCCCAAGGGACCUGAGUGCGACUACAGCCAUCCUAAAUUCGACAAUUUGCCGCUCAAAUUGCGCGUGGGUCAUAAACGUCUCAUAAAGGGUGAAACUAGAGAGGUGGAAAAGAUUUCUUACGAUCAACCGUUGACAGAGGUGAAACGCUAG
Molecule: messenger RNA, 627 nt
Organism: Australozyma saopauloensis
Lineage: Eukaryota; Fungi; Ascomycota; Pichiomycetes; Serinales; Metschnikowiaceae
Gene: YTH1
Product: cleavage polyadenylation factor RNA-binding subunit
Exons: 1
Coding region: 1-627 (208 amino acids)
Molecular function (GO): RNA binding; metal ion binding
Source: RefSeq, a predicted model, not a curated record